Messenger RNA from Cynara cardunculus var. scolymus (artichoke), 2801 nucleotides. Its product is annotated as nuclear intron maturase 2, mitochondrial. NCBI's taxonomy places the organism in Eukaryota, Viridiplantae, Streptophyta, Magnoliopsida, Asterales, Asteraceae. The record is from RefSeq and is a predicted model, not a curated record. Bases 199 to 2376 code for a protein of 725 amino acids. The transcript has 4 exons. Gene Ontology annotation, biological process: mRNA processing.
AGCUACUCAGAAUCUAGUCCAUGCUUGAUGACCUAGGUCGAAUUUGCUGUUGGGCUGAGUAAUAUCGAUUCCACAACACCCCCAACAAAUUGAAUUGAUCGUGUUUUCGUUGUUCAUUCAUUGUCGACAGAGCCGAGACUGUAAUUUGAGCUAUCUCCGCCACCUUCGUUGCCGGAGCAGUCUCUCUUUUCAGGUUAGAUGAAUCGCCGUCUUACCUUUUUCUGUCAUUCAAUACUAAUAAACACUUCGAAACCGUCACGAAAAUCAAUUGUUACAAACCCUAGAACAAAUGGGUUUUCGUUGUUUAGAGCGUUCAUUUACACCUCAACACGCUUCAAUAACAAUAGCAAUUUUAGGAGAGUUAAUGUUAAUACAGACCCAAAUGAUCCAUCAACCCUAAUGAAAGAAGAUGGUGUAUCAGUCUGUUCGGAAUUGUGGAUCGAGAGUUUUAGAAACCCUAAUCAAACUGUCACUAAUUUGACUAACUACUUGCGGAGAUUCGAGUUGUGGGUUUUAGCUUAUCAGAAAGUUUGUGCUGAUGAAAUGGGUGCUUAUAUGCCCAGAAGUUCAGUACAAAGACCAGCACUUGAAGAUUUACUGGCACUUAGAAAUGCUGUUCUUGAUAAUAGGUUUAGAUGGGGUGCUAGAUUAGAGUUUUUCAUCAAGUCUCCGAAAGAUAAGACAGAAUAUGAGUCUCUAUCGAAGCGAAAAAUUAGGGCUAUCUUGACCACUACGCAACCGAGCCCAUUUCAGGAUAGGAUUGUUCAAGAGGUUUUGUUUAUGAUUUUGGAGCCUGUUUAUGAAGCUCGGUUUUCAGACAAGUCUUAUGCUUUUAGACCAGGGAGGACUGCGCAUACUGCAUUGAGGGUUAUUAGAAGGAGUUUUGCAGGUUAUUUGUGGUAUGUAAAGGGGGAUUUGAGUACCAUUUUAGAUGGAUUGAAAGUUGGGAUGGUAAUAGGUGCUUUAAUGAGGGAUGUGAGAGAUAAAAUGGUGAUUGAUUUGAUAAAAUCGGCAAUGACUACUCCAGUGAUCACUAGCCCGCCUGUAGAAAAGAAGAGAACGAAGAGGAAAUAUCAGAAAAAGAGGGUUCUAGCGGAAGACGAGCCUAAACCGGACCCUUAUUGGUUAGAAUCAUUUUUCGGGUUUGCACCUGAGGAAGCUGAAAAGGUUCCUACUUGGGGACAUUGUGGGAUUUUAAGUCCUCUGUUGGCUAAUAUUUGUCUUGAUGAGUUGGACCGUUGGAUGGAGGGGAAAAUCAAAGAGUUUUACCGACCUUCAAAGAGUGAUGUAAUAUGGAAUAGUCCUGAAGGAGAAGUUGACCAGGGGAAUACAUCUUGGCCGGAAUUUGUUCCCACUAGUGGGCCCGACAAGACUAGAAAAAUUGAUUAUAUUCGUUUUGGUGGUCAUUUCUUGAUCGGAGUUAGGGGUCCUAGAGCUGAUGCAGCAAUUCUUAGAAAACAAUUAAUCGAGUUUUGUGAUCAGAAAUACAAUCUCAAGCUUGAUAACGAGUGUCUUCCAAUUGAACAUAUAACAAAGGGGAUAAUGUUUCUUGAUCACGUCUUGUGUCGAAGAGUUGUGUACCCCACUCUUCGGUAUACUGCAACUGGUGGCAAGAUCAUCAGCGAAAAGGGUGUGGGCACUUUGUUAUCAGUCACCGCAAGCCUAAAACAAUGCAUUAAACAGUUUAGAAAAUUGGGAUUUUUGAAGGGUGAUCGAGAUCCUGAUCCACAGCCAUGUUUUAGAAUGUUCCAUGCUACCCAGGCUCAUACAAAUGCACAAAUGAACAAGCUUUUGACUACAAUGGUUGAGUGGUACAGAUUUGCUGAUAAUAGGAAAAAGAUAGUCAAUUUUUGUUCUUAUAUCAUACGAGGUUCGCUUGCAAAACUCUAUGCUGCAAAAUACAAGCUUCGUUCACGGGCAAAAGUAUACAGGAUUGGUGAUAGAACACUCAGGCGGCCAUUAAAAGAGAAAAAAGGGCAAUCACCCGAGUACAAUAACUUGUUAAGAAUGGGUCUUGCCGAGUCAAUCGAAGGGCUUAUGUAUACACGAAUGUCGCUAGUGCCUGAAACGGAUUACAGCCCGUUUCCAGUGGGAUGGAGGCCUGAUCAUGAGAAGGCAUUGCUUGAAUAUAUAAGAUUGGAUGAUCCCAAAACAUUAGAACAAAAUCGUACAAAUCUUCUUGAAGAAGGUCUUAUAUCACCUCAAGAUUAUAUCUCUAUGCUUGUUUGGAAUUACAAGAGAAGUGCAUCGAUUAAUGGUUUGAAUAACUCAGAAGAAGGCAAAACAUUGUUGUUAGGAUCGAAUGUUCAAACUGACGAGCAAAGGACAGAAGACGAGGAAGAACAUGAAGAACAGUUAAGCGCUACACACUUAUGAGGAUCUUGGAUUGGAGUUGGCACUUUGAGGCACUUAAAAACCGAGGGAUGUGAAUCUGGGAUGGCACUUGUUCCGGUGACUAUUGCUUUUGUUAUCGAGGUCGAGAAAGAAUUGUGUCUCCUUGGCAAGGCGUCUUGGCUGUCUCUACCGUUGUUGACUCUGGAAAUUGUCAAAAGCCGUUGCUUCAUGAACGAGUAAUUGUCUCAUCCAUGGUACGUUGUUGUGCAUAUUUGUUUCUAGAGUAAAUUGUAGUUUUGGUUCCUAUGGUUUGUCAAUUCUGUUGGUUUUCGUCCCAAACAGUUUGUUUAUUCCAAUUUUGCCAUCAUGGUUAGCCAAUUUGCUCAGGUUUGGCCCUAUAAUCUAAUUUCAAUGUUUUCAUCAUAGAAGAAGAAGAAGAUGAUGAUGAUGAUGAUGAUGAUGAUGAU